Messenger RNA from Bufo bufo (common toad), 2004 nucleotides. RefSeq names its product DnaJ heat shock protein family (Hsp40) member C2 (gene DNAJC2). The record is from RefSeq and is a predicted model, not a curated record. Gene Ontology annotation, molecular function: ribosome binding; Hsp70 protein binding. The coding region runs from base 82 to 1947 and encodes 621 amino acids. Gene Ontology annotation, biological process: regulation of translational fidelity; 'de novo' cotranslational protein folding. The transcript has 17 exons. Gene Ontology annotation, cellular component: cytosol. NCBI's taxonomy places the organism in Eukaryota, Metazoa, Chordata, Amphibia, Anura, Bufonidae.
GCUUCCUCCAUGCGGCUUUGUGGGUGAGUGCCGGGAGCAGUAACGCAGUCUGUCGCUGACUGGCGUUUUCAGGCCGGCAUCAUGCUGCUAGAAGCGCGGCCAGAGCUCAGCACAGCCGUCGUCAGGCCGCUCAGUGCAGCCUCGUUGCUGUGCCAGGUUGAGCCAGUGGGACGAUGGUUUGAAGCGUUCAUUAAACGCAGGAAUAGAAGCGUGUCCGCCUCCUUUCAGGAGCUGGAGGAUGAGAAGGAGACGUCUGAAGAGUCUGAGGAUGAAGAGUUUCAGCUCGAAGAAUUUGCACUUUUAAAAACCCUUGAUCCUAAAGACUGGAAGAACCAGGAUCACUAUGCAGUGCUUGGAUUGAAGAAACUGAGGUACAAGGCUACGCAGAAACAGAUUAAAGCAGCUCAUAAAGCAAUGGUUCUGAAACACCACCCUGACAAGAGAAAAGCAGCAGGAGAGCAAAUUGUUGAAGGCGAUAAUGACUACUUCACGUGUAUUACUAAAGCUAAUGAAAUCUUAUCUGAUCCUGUUAAGAGACGAGCCUUCAACAGCAUUGAUCCCACCUUUGAUAAUUCUGUCCCUUCAAAAAGUGAGGGGAAAGACAACUUCUUUGAAGUAUUUUCUUCUGUGUUUGAGAGAAAUAGUAGGUGGUCAAAUCAGAAAAACGUUCCAAAACUUGGCAACAUGAACACCUCAAUUGAAGACGUAGAUGCGUUUUAUUCUUUUUGGUACAAUUUUGAUUCCUGGAGAGAAUUUUCUUACUUGGAUGAAGAAGAAAAAGAAAAGGCAGAAUGCCGUGAUGAGAGGCGGUGGAUUGAAAAACAGAACCGAGCGGCCCGAGCACAAAGGAAAAAGGAAGAAAUGAAUAGGAUUAGAACAUUAGUUGAUAAUGCAUAUAGCAGUGACCCCAGAAUUAAGAAGUUCAAAGAGGAAGAGAAAGCUAGGAAAGAAGCAGAAAAGAAAGCCAAGGCUGAUGCAAGGAGAAAAGAACAGGAAGAUAAAGAAAAGAUAAGGCAAGCAGAACUGGAUGCUGCUCGAAUAGCAAAGGAGAAGGAAGAAGAGGAGGCUCGUCAGCAAGCUCUGCUUCUGAAAAAAGAAAAGGAGAUACAGAAGAAAGCCAUAAAGAAAGAACGCCAGCGGCUUCGCACUACAUGCAAGAAUUGGAAUUACUUCUCUGAAAAUGAAGCAGACGGUGUGAAAAUGAUGGAAGAAAUAGAAAAGUUGUGUGAUCGACUUGAACUAACUAGUUUACAGUCUCUGAAUGAGGCCCUUUCUGGAAGCUCGAAAGAAGAAAGUAAAUGUGCUGUUGAGAAGCAGAUUGCAGAAGUAAAUGCACAGAUCAAGAAAGAAAAGGAGCAGGAGGAGGCUCGCAUGAGGCAGUCCACAAAAGCUGCAGAGCAGUCCUCUUCUGGAGGAGGGGGUAGCAGCAAGUCUUGGUCUGAAGAUGACUUGCAACUACUAAUAAAAGCUGUGAAUUUAUUUCCUGCUGGAACUAAUGCCAGGUGGGACGUCAUUGCCAAUUACAUGAACUUGCACUCUGUUUCUGGAAUAAAAAGAACUGCAAAAGAUGUAAUAAAUAAAGCCAAAUCCCUUCAGAAGCUAGAUCCUCAGCAAAAGGACGACAUUAACAAGAAAGCUUUUGAUAAAUUCAAGAAAGAGCAUAAAGUUGUAGCUCAGGCUGUGGAUAAUGCUGUGCCUUCUGAGCGGUUUGAAGCUCCUGGUGCGGACUCCUGCACACCAUGGACCACUGAAGAACAAAAACUUCUAGAGCAAGCCUUGAAAACGUAUCCUGUGAAUACUCCUGAAAGGUGGGAGAAGAUUGCAGAUGCUGUCCCUGGCAGGUCCAAGAAGGACUGCAUGAAGCGAUAUAAGGAGCUUGUAGAAAUGGUAAAGGCCAAGAAAGCUGCUCAAGAACAAGUACUUAAUGCAACAAAGGCAAAGAAAUGAACCUGUCAAUCUGUUUGUGUGUCAUGUUUUAUAAUAAAAUAAGCAAAUGCUGCACAA